AUGGAGCCUCGCCUCUCCAUGGCUUCCCACGGUCGGGGAAUGGCCCCCAAGAGGCCGCAUCCUGGGCGGACGCAUCUCAGCGGGCGGCCAGGGGCCCUGAGGGGAUAUGGACUGCAAUGCGCGUCGAAGGCCGGGGGCCGUGGAUCGGCAUGGCGCGGCGUGGGGAGGCUGAGCGGCAGGUACCCAAUGUUUGCUCACACCCCGUUGCCGCUAUCGAGAAUGGCUGGGCCACCGGAGAGGUGGCGUGAUGUCUCUGUGGCGGCCACCGCAGCAGCAGCCGUUGCAUCCGCCCCUCCAGUUGUCUGGGUGCAGUGGGUGCUGGGAAUCGCAGCUGCAGUCACUGCCCUGUCGCUGUCCAUCUUUCUUUUCGCUGCCCUGUCAACGCUCAAGGCCAUGCGAUCAGCAGCCAUAAGGGCUGAGGCUCUAAUGUGUCUCCUGGAGGCGGAAUUGCCAGACACCAUGUCGGCGGUGCGCCUGUCAUCGCUUGAAGUUUCAGAUUGUGUAGAAGAAUUCACUGGCUUGGGUGCCGACCUAGGGGCCGGCCUGAGGGCAUCAGCAAAUGCUGUGUCGGCUGCUGAGAAGGGGCUCAUCCAGGCAGCAGGAAUGGUGAAAGAGAAGGUCGUGCCAGCUUUGCAGCAGCAGGCACCUGUGGCUCGUGAGAAACUGGAGGCCAGCUUGAAGCAGCGCGCCGACAUGUCGUACACUCGUCCACUUGUCACACAGGCCGCGCAUGGCACGAGGGAAAGGUUGCGUGCAGCCAGGACUCUGUUGAACGCCUUAGACAUAAGCGGCAAAGCACUGGGGGUGCUCAGAGCAACCAGGGGUCGCAGCACCCAGCCACAAUCCGCGCUCAAGCUUGGGUCGCAGAACUUAACGGGUACCACAAGCUCGGAAGAUGUAGAUCAGGGGGAUGAGGAAGAGGGGGUGAGCAGCGAAGAGGGAGAAAAAGUGCCAGUCUGA
This is a messenger RNA of Ostreobium quekettii, 960 nucleotides long. The record is from the annotation of a GenBank genome assembly. Lineage: Eukaryota; Viridiplantae; Chlorophyta; Ulvophyceae; Bryopsidales; Ostreobiaceae.